This is a messenger RNA of Nicotiana attenuata, 1530 nucleotides long. RefSeq lists its product as uncharacterized. Bases 1 to 1530 code for a protein of 509 amino acids. The transcript is spliced from 4 exons. Lineage: Eukaryota; Viridiplantae; Streptophyta; Magnoliopsida; Solanales; Solanaceae. The record is from RefSeq and is a predicted model, not a curated record.
AUGGAGCCACCGGACGGCGCUAAUCCGGCGCGUUCGGCAGCCCAAACGAAACUCCAAGAUGCGCCGAUUCAACCUUUGGAUGGAAACACAGGGAAGAUCUCAUAUGCCACUAGAGUGACCAUGGCUCCUCCUACAUCUGCAUCAUCCACUCGCCGGGGAUGCGAAGCUGUAACUGCAAGGAAGACAACACAUAACGAAAUACCUGCUAUAAUCUUCAAAGCAAAGGACUAUUAUGGAGUUAUGGCGGAGGAAUGUAGAAGAACCAUUGUGGGAAGAUUUAUCAAAAUCAGACCACAAAUAGAGAAAAUUAGAUCGAGAUUUGCGGAGAAAUUCACCCUAAAGGGAUCAGUUAAAAUUGGAGUCUAUGAUAAUCACAAUGUGUUCCUGGAUUUUACCAACGAUGAGGAUGUCAACACAAUAUGGUUCAGGAGGGUUAUUAAAAUUGAAGGCCGUCAAAUGUGGCUCCAGAAAUGGACGCCAGAUUUUAAACCAGAAGAAGACAUCCCAAUUGUCCCAGUAGCCAGUGCAGUUGGAAUUCCAUUAGAGAUGGACAUAGCUACUGCCUGCAGGACCCGUCCUAGCAUGGCGAAGGUUAGAGUGGAGGUUGACCUACUGAAGCCAUUGCUAACUAGUGUCUGGGUAGGUUCAGAUGAUGAAGACUCUCCAUUGAGAGGCUUUACACAGAUGGUGAAGUACGAAGGAGUUCCCAAGUACUGUAGGCAUUGUAAAAAGCUCGGGCAUUCGUUGAUCGAAUGCAGGGUGUUGGAGAAGAAUAAACAGGUAGAACAAAGGGAGAUAGAAAGAAUGGAAGAAAAGGCACAAGAGGGAGAUGAGGCAAGUAGCAGAGGAGCAGUGGGAACAGAAAAGAGGAAAGAACAGGGAGGGAUGGAAGUUAAUGAAACUAAUGAAAAACAAUAUGACAAAAAUGAAAACAAGCCUGAGAAUGCAGCACCCAUCGCAGAAAAGAUAGACAGCACAGAAGAAGACAAUACAAUGAGGAAGAGAACAAGAAGGAACAAGAAGAGGAAUGGAAGUGCAAAGAAGGCUGCUAAAAAGAAACCAAAUGUGACUUUCAAACCGGGGAUAAGCAAGCUGAUAGAGAACAGAAAUAAGGCCGGGCAAGAAGAGGACCAAAUGGCGGGUACAACUCACAGAAUGGAGACCUCUAACAAUAUAGACAAUGUGGAGAAGAAGACAAAUGAAAUACCACAAACUAGCUCUGAAGUACAAGGAAAAACAAAGCAGGCCUAUAUUGAAAAAUCUAGCAGCAGCAUUCAAAGGGUAGAGGAGUCUAUAUUGGAGUCGUCAAGCCUAGGAUCAGAAAUUAAGAACCAGUCGGGUAUACAGCUGGUGGUGGAUCUGGGGAAGCAUCAGAUGACUCUCCAAACUACAAGCAAGUUGGCUAUACAAACAUCGAAUGAUGACUGUUUGAAGCAACUUGAGGAGGAGGCUCCUAAUAGCUCGGAAGAUGAACAAGUAGACAGCUUGAUUGAUGAGCAAGAAGAUAGCUUCCAACAACAUCUAAAAUAG